Molecule: messenger RNA, 6654 nt
Organism: Heterostelium album PN500
Lineage: Eukaryota; Evosea; Eumycetozoa; Acytosteliales; Acytosteliaceae
Exons: 9
Coding region: 1-6654 (2217 amino acids)
Biological process (GO): apoptotic DNA fragmentation
Molecular function (GO): deoxyribonuclease II activity
Source: RefSeq, a predicted model, not a curated record
AUGAAUUCAGAGUUAUCUUGUGAUAAAAGUAAGGUCAUAAUACCUAUUAAGUGGGUGAAUGUUUUCAUUCUACUCAUUCUAAUGGGUGUUGUCGUGGAGUCGCAAUUAAUCACUGAUCAUAGUCCACUAGUUGGUUAUAAAUACGGUAAAACUUAUUUCACCAUCUACGGAACUGGUUUCAGCCUUGAAGACAUGAGGAGACCCGAACUAUACCUUGGUUCUACAAAACAAUCUCUGUUGAAAUCAGAUUUGCUCGAUGAUGGCGUAACUUUUAAGUUUGUCUUUUUUCUUUGGAAUCCAAAAGGUAAAGAUAGCUAUAGUAUUAGUCUUCGACAGGAUGGAAAUAUUAUUUUUAGUGGUUUUAUUUUUAAUUUCAUAUCACCAAUUGUUGAUAGUAUUACACCAGAAUUCUAUUACCCAAGAGGUUUCGAAACUAAGAUCCUUACGAUAACAGGUAAGAAUCUGUUGUUGGAAGAUGAUGAUGAAAUUAAUGUAAACUUUGUUGAUGUUGACGAGCGUUUCCCCCUGAAAGUGAUAAGUGCUUCUCGCACGGAGAUCCAAUGUUACAUUCCAAACUACCGAGAAGACAAAAACAAAGUUUUCAAUGUUUUCAUAUAUCCUGAAGGACUGUCGCAAGGUGUACAAGCUUUGUAUUUCAGUUAUGAAGUGCCUUCAUUAUUCAGAGUUAGACCAUCAAGAAGUAUAUCAAAUAGCAAUCAAAUAACUAUUUUUGGAAAAUCGUUUGUUGAUGAUCGUAAUAACUUUAUUAUCAUAAUUGGUGGUCAGAUAUGCCCAGUACAAAAGAUUACACCAAAUUGGGUAAUCUGUCAAUUCACACAUACCGAUCCAAUUCCAGAUGGUCAAAAUGAAUUGGAUUUACCAAUCAUUGCUGUUAUUGAUGGUCAAUCUGUUAAAGGAAUUCUUAGCUUUGUUAUUUAUCGACCUAUCGUUUCAAGCAUUUAUCCAUUGAUAGCUUACAGUAAUACCAAGUUUCAGAUUUCGAUAAAUGGAAGAUAUCUUGGUGAAUCGGAUUUUGCUUCAUUUGGAAAUGUUGGUUGUCAAGCUACACAAAGAAGUGAUACCCAAUUAAUUUGUAUUUUCGAUACAACUGGUACCAAUAUCAUUGGUUCAUAUCCUUUGGAACUAAAUAUUGGUGGAAAUCAAAUUUCCUUUGAUGAUAAGAUUUUUACUUUUAUUGGAAAGCCAACUAUUAUAGAUAUUCAACCCAAAGAGAUCUAUAGAGACGGUGUUUGGUAUUUAAAUAUUCAAACAGAACAUUUACCAGAUUUCACCGAUGUUUUAUUAAAUGGACAACAUAUAGAUUCGAAAUUAGUAUCUUACAAUCUUUUAAAGAUUGAAUUGAAUAUUGAAAAAUUAGGCUUACCAAUAGGAGAUCAUACUAUAGAAUUAUAUUCCAGUCUUGACGGUUCAAUUCUAUCCCCACCAAUGAUUUUCUCAGUGGUAGAUCCCAUCAUCACAAUGACUCCAACGGUUGGAUAUGUUUACUCUGAAACCGAAAUCGAAGUAGAAUACAGUAAUCUGCCAUUUGAUCUUUUUUCAAAUGAUCAUAUGACCAUCAGGAUUAAAGAUACUAAAGUCGAUUCAAAAUCAAUCAGAAUUAUCGAUAAAAAGAAAUUCUCAUUUUUGGUUCCACCAAAAUUAGAUGGUCCUGCAACCGUCGAAAUAUCGAUUCUUUUUCAUUCUUACCAUGAAUUUUUAACUAUUCUUCAAUUCACAUAUUAUGAACCAACUUUCACUUUAUUCGAGCAAGAUGAUGAAAACUUUGCAAUUUCAGGUCUGCACUUGGAUUUUAUAACAUCGAUUCAAAUAGGAACAGAAUAUCUUUUAGAUAUGUCAACAUGUUCUAUUUUUUCCGAAGAUCGUAUUCUUUGUGAUAUUCCAUAUUUUUUCAUUGGAUCAUAUCCAGUUACUUUAUUCGUCACCGACAGUUUCUCUAUAGAUCAUGAAUAUCAAGAUGAAUUUUCAAAUGAUCCAAACCAAGUCCAAGUCAUUGUUGGUGAUGUUGAAUGUCAUUCCGUUCAGAUUCUGGAUAAUGGAAAUACAAUCUCAUGUAUUCUUCCAGAAUUGAAAAACGUUGGAAUAUUCAAUGUUUUCGUUAUAGUGGAUGGUAUCAAAUCUGAUGCCAAUAUAGAGUACAAGUCUGACUUGGUUUCAUGUCUUGGACAACGGCCAACUUAUGGUGUGACCAAUGAAGUUGUUGAUUGGUGGUUUAUCUAUAAAAUUGCCAAAAGUGAAACCGAAUCCUAUUUAUAUAUUGACUCAACAAUGGAUCAAUUGAAACUAUUUGACAAUCUUCAACAUCUCAAACCUUUCGACCAAAUGCCACUCAGUCCAUUGGAAUCAACUGUUAUGCAACCUGCAACCUAUCAUAUCUAUUACAAUGAUCAAAUUGGAGGUAGAGAUGAUUGGGGAGGAAGAAUAGAGAAAAAAGCAAAUGAUGGUACUAUAGACGACAGAUACGGUCAUAGUAAAGGAAUUUCACUUUGGGAUGAGGUUGAUGGUCAAGUCUUUGGAAUUCAUAUUCAACAUUCAAAUCCAAUAUUUCCAUCAUACGAAGAUAAAGGUGAUGGUAUGAAAUUUAACACACCAUAUGAAGGUAUUAAGUUUCUUGGAAAGAAUGUUUUCAGUCAACAUUUCUUUUGUUACAACACUGAUAAUAUGGAGCAAGUUGCAGAGUAUAUGGUAAAGAACUCUGUAAAGGUUUUUUCUUCAAAUGUGUUUAAGGAUAUAGUCAAAUCACCUCGAAUGGAGAAUUAUAAAUAUAUGUAUAAUUUGAUCAAAAAAGAUUCAUCAUGGUCGAAAAUUUAUAGGGAUGCUUGUGAGAAAAAUAUUAGAAAUGGAAACGACAAUCUUGACAAUAUCUGCUAUUGGAAUUCAGAAUUCACAACAAUUGGAAACGAUUUGAAAAUGAAAUAUUUUAUGAAAAUUGGAAAUAAUUACUAUCGAGAAGAUGGUCUAUUCGAAAACCCAACCAGAUCAAAGUAUAUCUUGAAGAAACGGACCGGACUUGAGAAGUUUAAUAAUGUAUAUCACGAUGGAGUUGACUUAUGGAUGGUAGUAGCAGAUCAUUUCAAAAAGAAGAUGUUUGUUCAAAUGUCUUGUUCCAAUGUGUUUACGAAAGACGAUCAAUAUAAAAUUAUGCAAAUGAGACCAACUGAACAAGUUAUCAAUGUUGCACAUUUGGAACUUCCUCAAUAUCUUUCACCAAAGUCAAAAUAUGGAAAAUAUAUCACUAAUAGAUUUGCCUCAGCUUUUUAUGAACAUUCAAAAUUAGGAUUUCCAGUUUAUCCAACAUAUUCAACUGAGGUGCAAAAUGAUAAUGAGGACAACUAUUUCUGUGUUGGUGAUAGCAAUCGUCAUAAUGGACAAGGUCAAAGAGCAGGUGGUAUCAUUUGUUUCUAUCAUCCUACUCUUGUUUAUCAAUUCAAUAGAAUGGUUCGAAAAUAUGAUACAUAUAAUUUAUUAGGUGAAGGAGAACGAAUUACAUUGAUGACAUCAAAGGACUCUAUCGGUUUAUUCUUUACAAUGCAGCAACCAGUUCUAUUUUUUAGAGUGGACCAACAUCCUUUGAUCAGUUUGGAAAUUAAAGAUUAUAUCAAUGAUCAAUACUUUUCGAAAUAUCCAAAGCAGAAUCUUUAUCUCGAUAAGAUACCUCCAAAGGGGUAUUGUGAUAUUAUUCUUGAACUCCAAGUUCUAAGAACAAGUAAGGAAAAUGUUGCACCAAAAGAGGAGCAAUCAAUUAGUUCAGUUCAACCUAAUACGUUUCCAGAACAAAAACAACAAGAUAUCAAAGACUAUGUUGCAAAUGAUAUCUAUUCAGUUCAUUACAUUGCUUUCGAUGAAAAAGUUGGAUCAAUUUGUGAUUUUAGAGAUGAUCUCAUUCAAUGUUCAAAAGAGAAUGCUCGAGUUACACCCAUUACGAAACCCCAAACACAAGUAUCAUAUCCACCCUUGGUAAAUGAUCAAAAAACUUGGGAUCUUCAAUAUUCUUUACCUCUCGAGAACAAAAAAUUCGUGCUUGAAAAUAAUGAUGAUUUCAGAUUGAUACGUUUCACUUCAAAAUUCAUGACAAUGUUUGAGAAUCCAAAAAGAAAUUUCUAUCAAUUUGUUUUCGCUCCAUCACUCUCCAACCACUUCAAUCCACCAACCAUAUACAGAAGCGAACUCCAAAGUUGUUACGAAGAAGAAAUCGCAUAUUUUAUGACACUUCAUUAUAUCUAUUAUCAAGCAAAUGUUCAAAAUCAAAUUUCAUUUUCAAUUGGAACCAAUGAACCAAAUUGGGCUAAUGGUGUAAUCUUUGCAAUUUCAAAGAAAUUAUUCAAUAAUUUUAGAAAGUCAGAUACAUCUUUAAUUAAUUCAUGUUUUACUGUUGUUCCUGGAUUUUCAGACAUUAGUAAUAAAGGUGAUGUAGAUAUGGAUGAUUCUGUAUUUAAGACAAACGCAAGAGCAGCUUGGGCUAUGAUGUGUCAAGACAACAAUUAUGCCAAUUCUGGAAGAACUUCAAAUGAUAUUAUUCCACCGUCAGUGUUACUAAAUGCAAUGAUAAAGAUGACAAAAAUGAAAUCUCAAUCAAUCGAUUCAUUAUCAUCAUUAUAUUGGAUCAUUCCAAGUCAAUAUAGAACAAUCUAUAAUUUCAAGAUCUGUCUCGAAAAGAAUAGAUUAGAAACAAGGAUGAUUGAUGAUACUGAGCUUGGUCUUUUGAAUCUGAUGAAAUUGAAAUCAUUCGAUCGAUCAAAUUCGUUGUUAUCAUCGAAUAAUCAAAAUUCAAUAAGCUCAAUAUCAAAGGAUGAAUCAGAAAGCAAGAGUGGUGUCCAACAAUUGAUUUCCACAAAUCUAUUGAAUUCAAGUGAUAUUACUUCUUUAAGUAUUUAUCAAACAAUGAAACUUGAAUUAUCAUUUGAUAAAUGGAUUUCAAUCAAUGGUCAAAGUCAAGCAAUUCAAACUCUCAUCGUAGAUCCUUUCCACCAAUAUCAUAAUCAACCAAUUAAAUUCAUUGAAGAAUUGAAUUAUUAUCAACCUGGAAACAAUAUUAAACUUCAAUUACAAUCAGUUGGAACAACUGGAACAAGAAUUACUCUUUCAUCACCACUUUCAAUUGUUUCAAUCACUUUUAUUCUAGAAAGUCUUUUGAAGACAACCAGUAAAACCAGUUUUGGAGAUUUCGAAGUUUUCUAUCAUCCAAAACCAGUCGAUUACAUUGGAUAUAUUACAAAUGAUUUUGAUGGAAUGAUAAUUUCAACAAUCAAUUCUCAAUUAUGUGAUAUCCAAAUGAUUAAUCAACAAGAUUAUCAAUCAAAUAGAUUUGAUUCGAUUUGUUCAGGUGUUGGUCCAAUCAUCACAUCAGUAAAUCAAUUAACAGGUCCGACCAAUGGUGGAUAUAAAAUAACUAUCAAUGGAAUUAGAUUCAAUUCUUCAAUGAUUGUUUCGAUUGGAGAGAAGCCCUGUCAUAACAAUGAAUUGCUAUCAACACAACAAUUAGUUUGUCAAGUACCAAAUGGAGUUGGAAGUAAUCAUGAAAUUAUCAUAUCAACACAACAAACAAUCUUCAACAUUCAAAGAUCGAAAUUUAUAUUCUCUUAUCAACCACCAAUAAUCACAGGAAUCCAACCAAAGAUUUUAAAUUGUCAUGGAAAUGAUAAUUUAACGAUUUCUGGUUCAAACUUUGGAAUGGAUGCAAUGAAUUUACAAGUUUUAAUCGAUGAAACUCUGUUUUGUCAACCGAUUAUCAGUGUUGAUUCUGAAUCAAUUGUAUGCUUGACACCAUCUGCUAUUGGAGACUAUCGAUCGAUUACAGUCUUUGUCGAUGAUCAAAGAUCGAUUUUUAAUAUCGAUACAGUCCAGCAACAAUCAUUCAAUUUCGAUGGUCCAAAGAUUAUGGGAUUCCUUCCACCAUUUGGAGAUCCAAAUGAUAAGAUCUUAAUAUUUGGUAAUGGUUUUGGAAAUGAAGAAGAUUCAGACCUCCCACCACUUGUUUAUAUUGGUGAUAAUCAAGUUCAAAUCAACAAUUAUACAAAUGGUAGAAUCGAAUUCCAAUUAGAAUUUGAAUCAUCUAAUCAAUCAUUGAUCGUUCAAUCAGGUGAUCAAUCAACGAUAUCCGAAUUCCAUUUUAAUCCAGCCAGUUCAGAUAAUCUAUUAAUCUCAAAUUUCAAAACUACAGGAGGAUUAAUUGGAAUUAAUGGAUCUGGAUUCGGAUUAUUCUAUGAUGAUGGAAUCGAAAUUCAUAUAAACUCGAUUGUCAUACCAUGUAGUUCAUUCAAUGAAUUCAUAGAAUGCUUUAUCCCACCUGGAAUCGGAAAGAAUCUAUCAUUGUCAGUUGUUGCGCUAUCCUAUCAACCUGAAAUCUUAGAAAACUACACAAUCUCCUACUUUAAACCACAGAUUACAUCUGUUAAAUACAAAGAUUCGAUCAUCCAGAUCUUUGGAUCGAAUUUUGUUCCUGUUGAUCUCGGUGUAUCGUAUAACCCAUCAGACUCUUUUAUCAAAUUGGUUUAUAAUGAUCGCAAUGUAAUAUGCACAACAUUCCGAAACAGUAAGCUCGCCGAGUGUGAAAUCGGUAACAUUGACAAUGAGGAUCCGAUCACCAUAGAAAUCAUGGUUGGUGGUCAACUCUCAAACAUCUAUUCAUUCCAUUAA